AUGGCGCCCAAGCUCAAGAUUGCCGCUAUCCAGGCCGAGCCUGCGUGGAACGACCUCGAAGAGGCGGCCCAACAGGGUGCCAAUGUCAUUGGCUUCCCCGAAGUCUUCAUUCCCGGUUACCCUUGGAGCAUCUGGGCUCAGUCUCCCACGGACAAUGCUGCGUUCAUGGAUGAGUACUUGCACAACUCUCUCGUCAAGGACUCGGACGAGAUGAGGCGCAUCUGUGCUGCGGUCAAAGAAGCCGGCGCAUUCGUCGUGCUCGGAUACAGCGAGCGCUUCAAGAGCACGCUUUACAUUGCCCAGUCCUUCAUCGAUGAGAACGGCGUCAUCGUUCACCACCGCCGCAAGAUUAAGCCCACUCACGUCGAGCGUGCCUACUGGGGCGAUGGGCAAGGCGAGUCGCUUCAAACAGUCGCGCCCAGCACUGCCUUCCCCGACGUCAACAUUGGUGGCCUCAACUGCUGGGAGCACACCCAGACUCUCUUGCGGUACUACGAGUAUGAGCAGAAUGUCGAUCUGCACGUGUCCAGCUGGCCACCGAUUUGGCCGCAGCCCCUUCUGCCGAACGGCGAGCAGAGUCCCGACUGGCCGGCUCACAUCACGGACGAGAUGUGUCUGCGGUUCUCACAGAUUGUCGCCCUCGAGGGCACCUGCUUCGUCAUGGUGAGCACGCAGAUUGUCCGUGAGGAAUCAAAGAAGCGCUGCCGGAUCGACAAGUUCGACUACGCCAGCGCCGUCCAGCAGGGCGACGGCGGCGGCUUCGGCAUGAUCUACUCACCUUGGGGCCAGGAGCUUGCGAAGCGUCUGCCGCCUGGCGAGGAGGGCAUCCUGUACGCCGAUGUUGAUCUCGCGGAAAAGACCAAGGCGAAGCAGAACCUGGAUAUCGUGGGGCACUACUGCCGGCCUGAUCAGUCGAGCCUCCGUGUCAACAGGUACCCCGCCAGGCCCGUUCACUACGCGGCUGACCCUUGA
Messenger RNA from Verticillium dahliae VdLs.17, 972 nucleotides. Its product is annotated as aliphatic nitrilase. NCBI's taxonomy places the organism in Eukaryota, Fungi, Ascomycota, Sordariomycetes, Glomerellales, Plectosphaerellaceae. The coding region runs from base 1 to 972 and encodes 323 amino acids. Gene Ontology annotation, molecular function: catalytic activity. The transcript is spliced from 4 exons. The record is from RefSeq and is a predicted model, not a curated record.